This is a messenger RNA of Mauremys mutica (yellowpond turtle), 2120 nucleotides long. It is a transcript of the gene ARL10, whose product is annotated as ADP ribosylation factor like GTPase 10. NCBI's taxonomy places the organism in Eukaryota, Metazoa, Chordata, Testudines, Geoemydidae. The transcript has 4 exons. Bases 1089 to 1763 code for a protein of 224 amino acids. The record is from RefSeq and is a predicted model, not a curated record. Gene Ontology annotation, molecular function: GTP binding; GTPase activity.
GCGCGCGGCCCGGAGGGCUCAGCAGGAGCAGACUCAGGUGGAUCCCGGCUGCCUGAGCCCUCCCCUCGCUCUACUGCUCCGCAGUGCCCAGGCCAAGGGCCGCGGAACUAGCCCCGCAGCCCGUGAAUGGUCACGGGGGGCUCUCGGGGCAGGGACCCUGGGGGUCUGCAGCCUGGCUACGCUUCCCGAAGGGCUCUGCGCCGCCCCGUGAAUGUGUUCGGAGCUUUCGGGUCUUCCCCCGGCAGCCCACGCGUGACACGGCAGUUGCCGGACCUGGGCUCCGGCUCAUCCACCAGCCUGGCUCGGAGAGCGGCCGGCAAGUGCUGCCGCAGCACCUGCAGGAAGCAGCGAUGGUCCGGUCCCGGGUGGGACGUUCCUGCCCGAGCCGGUCCGCUCGGGGCUGGCUCGCGGGCGGUGCGAGGAGCGGAGCGAACGCGGCUGUCCGGGCUGCGGGGAUCCCCGGGCUUCCCAUUCGAAGUGCCGCCCUCCCCGCGGCGAUGCUGGAGCGGGUGCUCCACGGUGCGAGGCAGGGGUGGGCCCCUACGUGGCACGAGCAGGGCAAAGUGCACCUAAGGGGGAGCCGAGAAACGCGGCCCGAGUAGUAGUGAACCGCCCACCGCCGCCGCCAACACGCGUGGGGGCGUUGGCGGGUUCUCGCCCAUGCCCCGCUGAGUGCCAGGGGCACUUCUGAGUGUAGCUGUGACUAGCCGUGUUUGGCCCACACGGGCAGCCACGGCUCGUGGCCGCCCUGACCCUCCCUUUGUAGCCGCUGCACCUGAGAGCACAGCGAGCAUCUCCCGCGUGGGCAAGCCGCGCGCGCUCACACCCACUCGCGGCCGGCGGCCCUGCCCACGUGAGCCAUGUUAACGCAGCCACCCUGCCUGGACUCUGAACAGCAACAGGAAGAGGAACCACCUCGCUCGCUGCUGCCGCCGCCGCCGCCGCCCGCCUGCCUCCUCCCCACGGGCGACGGGAGCGGAGCGGCGCGGCCCCUUUAAGAGCCCAGCCACGUGCAGCGGGGAGCCGGGCGCCCCGGGCCGGCGGGGACCGAGCCCUGCGGGCCGGCGGCUGCGUUUGCCCGGGCUCCCAUGGCUCCUCCCGGCGCCUUCGGACACCUGAGCCUGGCGCUGGGCGCCGCCGUGGCAGCCCUGGGAUCGAUCCUCCUCAUCGCCUGGAGAACGUACUUCCCCGGCGGCGGCCGCUGGGGGGCGCGCUGGGAGCCGCCGCUGGCCGCGGGGCAGCUGGAUUUCUCCAUGCGGCAGGUCCUGGUGCUGGGCCUGGAGGGAGCUGGGAAGAGCAGCAUUCUCCACUACAUCUCCAGCGAGGCAGCCAAGGACCGCACAGCUCCCACCCAGGGCUUCAACUCCGUCCAAGUGUACGCAGACGGCUUCCAGAUCGACCUGCUGGAACUUGGCGGCAGCCAGAACCUGCGAUUUUACUGGAACCAGUACCUGAGUCAGGCCCACGUGCUGGUGUUCGUAGUGGACUCUGCAGACAGGCCACACCUUCCCGCAGCUCGACAGGAGCUGCAUUGGCUGCUGGCUGAGGAUCCUCAGUUGCCCUUGGUCGUCCUGGCCAAUAAACAGGACAAGAGUGAUGCCCUGAGCAUGGCUGAACUGCACCGGGAGCUGGCCCUGCACACGCUGAACGGACAGAGGGAGUUCUUCCUGCUGCCCACGAGCGCCACCCACGCCGCGCUGGCCACUGCCACCAGCAUCCAGCGCGUGAAGAGUCUGCUGGUGGAACUGCUCUCCCAGCUCUGAUGUGCUCGUCACACCGUAAGGACGGGCAGGUUGGACUGACCCUGCGGUGCUGGACUGGAGACUGCUGGCUCUGCACUGACAGGCCAGAGCUGCUCUAAGCCCAUGCUGCUAUCCCCCAUCGGGUUCUCUGUGCGCCCCCUUGGGGCCUAUGCAAGCUGCCCUCAGCACGCAGCUGGCCGGCCCAAUCAUGGAGCUGUGGCGAGAUGGGAGAACAGCCUUUGUCCCCACGCAGCCCAAGGGCAGAGUGACGUUUACACACAAUAUCCCCAACCUCCCGCAGCAGGGGGAAUGGGCACCAUUCAGCCUGGUGCACAUGGCAUGAAAGGAGCCAUGCAGUUCCACAACUCAGACUUUAAG